UAGCCGAUAGAAUUGGCGGCGGCUUACAAAUGAAAAAUAGGCCGGCACGUCGCCGUUUCACAAUCGACCUCUGGCUCAAUCCCAUAAUUGUUGUUUUUAUAAAAAUUGCAAUAAAACAGAAUAUAAAAAUUAAAAUAAAACAACAAAACAAUGGACCUUGAUAGUCCAGAUGUGGAAAAAGAAUUUCCUGGCCUAUAUGCGUCUGACGGAACAGAAGGAAGCAAGUCAAGGAAAAUUAAAGACGAAAGUGACUACAGCGAAGGUGAUCACGAUAAGGUAAGUAAGAAAGUUAUUGGCCGCCGCAAGGACAAAAAGGAUAAAAGCAAAGAUAGAGGAUAUGCCGCUCUAGAGGGAGAAAGUUCGCCCGAAGAGGAAUUAGAUGCAAAAAGCCCAUCUAAAUCGAAAAAAUCGAAAACUUUCAAGUUCACAUCCUCCAAGAGCAAGGACAAAAGGGAAAAAUCUCGAGAUAAGGAAAAACUUGACAAGGCGGAUGACAGGCAAAAGGAUAAAAUAGACAAGGAUAAGCACUUGGAUAAGGACAAAGAAAAGGAUCACAAGAAAAAGGACAAGGAUAAGAAGGAUAAAAAAGAAAAAUCCAAAGAUAAAGAAAAGGACAAAGAUCGAAAGGACAAAAAGGAAAAGGUGAAACAACAGUCGAGCAUUAAUUCGGAAGAAGUAUUGGAAUUGUGUUCGCCGGUUUUUGGAGUCUCCGUCAGUUUGGCCACAGAACGCAGCCGGUGUCAUGACGGCCUUGAUUUGCCAUUGGUUGUGCGUGAUUGCAUUGACUAUUUGCAAGAAUAUGGCUUGAAAAAUGAUCAAAUCUAUAGGGUGGAGCCGGCAAAAACUCGUCUUCAACAUUUCAAAAGGCUUUACAAUAAUCGCGAAAGGCUCACCGAGUCCGAUGAACUAGAUGUGGCCACAGCAUGUGGUCUGAUGAAGUUGUUUUUAAAAGAAUUACCGGAACCAGUUUUAACAACUGAUCUCAUUACGAGAUUUGAGGAGGUGGCCUCUCACCCCAAGGUCACAAAACAGCAGGAGGAAAUUACUCUACUUUUGGAACAAAUGCCAAAGUGUAAUAAAAUCUUAUUGUCCUGGCUACUACUACACUUUGAUUCUGUUAUACAGCAUGAAAAGUAUAACAAAUUAAAUGCCCAGUCUCUAGCCAUGCUGUUGAGCCCGCCUCUGCAGAUGUCACAUCGGCUCUUAGUGACAUUACUUUGCUAUUGUCCCACCCUGUUUCCGGACGUUCAACUUGUCAAGUAUGUACCACCCAUAACAUCAUCCAGCCCUAAACUACCAGACACCCCGGAUGAAAUACAAAAAGAGCUAUGUAAACAAGAGAGUUUAUUGAAUCAAAUUCAUUCUGAAAUGAAUGCUGGCUAUGUGACCAAGAAACGUGAGGAACAGCUGUGGGAGGUGCAGCGUAUAAUAACCCAGCUAAAGAGAAAACUGAAGACAUUUGAAAGGGGUAAAAGUGAAAAAUCUAUAGAUGAGGUUGAAACGAAUGAUGAUGCUGUAGAUUCCGCUUCAAGGUCACAAAAUACAGAGAAAAUGGCAACAUUGAACAAACCAGAUGGAGAUUCAGCCAAGUUUCAGAAAGUAGUAGCAUUGGAGAUAACUGAUAAUAGUAUAUCUCCGAAAAGUAAUAAAGAUAUGCCAGAUGUUAACAAAAAGUUUGAAGAAUAUGUCUCAGUGGCACCUCCAAACAACACCACCGAAGUCAUGUAUAUGGAUGAGGAUACUGGUCUACUAAUGGUUUCAAAAUCUCAUCCCGAUUAUGCCACUUUGCUCAGAUUGCAGUUGGAAAAUCAAGAAUUAUUGGCAUGGAAGUCCCAACUUCAGGCACGUAUAAGUGCCGAAAGAGCUGAAAUGUUGCAAUUAAAGCAGUUAUUACAGCAACAAAUGAAAAAUAAAACAGCUGCUGUCGCCACCACCACCACCACAAAUUCGACUCAAGACAAUGUCAUAUCCCCAGCGCCCGGAACCGAGGACUAUGAACGCAUUGUUGAACAUUUCAUGCGUGAAAAUGCUCUGCUGGAAAACAAAAAGUUGAUGUUGGCCAAAGAAAUAUUCGAAGAAAACAAACAAUGUAUAGCCUUGCAGGUUGAACUGGCAAUGCAAAAAUUUUCCAUAUAAUUCGCACACAUUACCAUCACCAUGGACCCAUCAAAAAUACUCAAACAUGACACAAAUAACAUUUGUUCUAACCCUAUACUAUACUCAUCUCACAUUAGCAAACUAAAACUCCUCCUAUAACCAUGAAUGUAAUUCUAAUAUUUACGUAAUUUCAAUUUAAUUGUCGAUCAAAGCGAAAGGCUAAAUAAAAGUAAACACAGCUGUAAAAUA
Musca domestica (house fly) is the source of this 2346-nucleotide messenger RNA. RefSeq names its product ralA-binding protein 1-like. The transcript has 5 exons. NCBI's taxonomy places the organism in Eukaryota, Metazoa, Arthropoda, Insecta, Diptera, Muscidae. Gene Ontology annotation, biological process: small GTPase-mediated signal transduction. Gene Ontology annotation, molecular function: GTPase activator activity; small GTPase binding. The coding region runs from base 151 to 2136 and encodes 661 amino acids. The record is from RefSeq and is a predicted model, not a curated record.